AUGGGGACGACAAUGUGUCUGCCGCGGCGCGAUGACAGCCGCCCGCUGGCAUACUUCGGUAUCCCGGUGAGCACCCUUGUCGUGUACGAGCAGUCGGCCGUCCAGCGGUCAACGUACUACGUCCCUGGUAUCCCCAUCCUGCUGCAGGACACCGCUUUCUUCUGGGACUCACAGCACGAGGGAGAGGCGGCGGCCGCUACCACCGCGGCCGUUUCGCCCGACAGCAUGUGGGUAGCCGCCGCGGAGAAGGCGAUCAACGACUUCGCAAGGAAGAGCCAUCUGCUCUCGCUUAGUAAGAGUGUGCAUGGGCGACGAAGCAGUGGAAUCAGCAGAGGUAGGAAGCCGAAAGCGUCGAAAAAGCGCACAAGUCGCGUCUUCGAAGAGCCUCUUCGUCGCCUUAUGGGGAAGAUGCCGCUCCGUGCUCCGCACUUUGUUGCGAUGCUAACACUUUUUCUCCACAAACUUCCCGAACCGCUGCUUUCGCCGCUGUUUGUGCGCCAAACAGAGGACAUACUGGCAAACGAGCGGAUGUCUGAAUCCGCAAAGGCGCAGGCGCUGCAAAAGGCGAACCGCCACACAUUCAUUUCAACUUAUCCAGCGGAGUACGCCGUAUUCCAGUACUUGAAGCAGCUCGUACAACGCCACCGUGGGGAACUCAUUGCCGCGGAAGUCGAGGCAUUGGUGCGUGCAAUGGUGCGGGAGGCCACUGAGCAUGUUGUGGAGUAUUUGAUGCAGCAGGUGCAGCCGCUUGUGAGCCAAGCGAUGCUCAAUCCAAGGCGCGAGACAUUCCCUACCAGCGGCAGCAGCAGUUCCAUAUCGGAGUCACACGCCGACGCUGCGCAGCUCGCACGACAAGACACCACCGGCACCGACGACUACUCAUUGCCCGGCUCGCACCGCAACGACGUGCCCAACGGUGAUUUACAAACGGAAUCAGUGGCCACAACAACAAGAAGCGCCUCGCACACCCGAGAGGAAGUGGCUGUGGAGGCGAAGGAUGAUGCUGGUGAUUCUGUUGACGACGAAGAUGUUGCUGAAAAGAAGCACGGGGUUACUGCGGCUCCGUCAUCUUCGGCUAUGCAUUGUGUUGACUCGAUGGAGCCAUCGCAGUCCAGAGCAUCAGUGCCGGAGACGCCUGCCGAUGAGGUUUGCAGCGAACGGCAGCCUGUCACGCCCAAGUGCACUUGCGAUGAUAACGGCAAGGAAAAGGAAGAAGAGCAAAAGGAAAUGGGCUUGGCGACUGGGUCGGGCAGCGACUUGCGCAGUGAUGUGGCACUAGAUCGACAGAGUGAUAAUGACUCUCCAAUUGAAGUCCCCCUCACACAAGUAAAAAAACGACAAACGAACCAAAACAAAGAGGCAUCCCUUCCUGUUGCUGCGGGGGAAGCCAGCACUUCUCAGCUGCCACUGAUGAUUGAAAAUGAGCCGUCUUCAUCACAGGAAUUGCGGAGACGAGUUGCGUCUUCAAACGACGAGGUGGGGAAAGACUCCGUUGGGUUAGUCGUCGGUGUGAAUGGCUGUGUACAGCAAGAGGGAGAGUCCAUCCUUCCUCUAGCAGACUUCUCCCCCGCGCAUGAUCCCACAGAGUCGGUUGCGAGCGCGCCGCUGCAGAGCCGUCAUUCAGCUUCCCCGGUUAGUGAGCAAGAACAUCUUAGGGACACGCCGCAGCGUCUGAGCGCGCAGUCAUCACGAAGCCAGGUGCUUCUCCCCGUAAUUACAGCUUCCUCACCAAUAUCGUCCCCAGCUGUAGUAUUGGUGCCACCAGCGGAAGCGCCUCGUGUUGCUCAGCCGCAGACAUCACAUUCGUCAUCGUUAAGUGGAGAGAUGCUUCACACCAGCGCUGCAGGAAGCUUCGUCAAGCAGCAUCCCUGCUACGCCGCUUUGCUAGGGGCAAAACAGCUUUUUCUUGGAAAUGGGGGGCUUCCCCCACCGCAGCUUCCGUUGGACAGCAAAGCGUCAGAACUUGUGGAAGAUCUGGUGGAUGGAAAUGCGUUCGGGACCGAGUCCGUCCAUGGUGCCAUAGAGCAGGUGUCACGCGAUGAUGCAAUGAUCCAUAGCGGGAGAGAUGAGUGCGCCUUUAUCCGCAAAGAGAGCCUGAGCGGCCCUGAUCGGCGGGUUUUCGACGAUUUUGGCUGCGCUAUAGAGGAGCGCUUGCAACGGGGGUCUAUUAAGCCACUCGUAGAGCAGAUAACGCGGUUAAGUGCAGAGUGCGAGUCGCUCGCGCAGCUGGUGCGGGGCGGGGAGACACUGGUGGGGCCACCGUGUGAAGCCCCACAGCUGGGGAAGCGAGUUGAUCAAGAACUGGCGCUCCUCAAGGAUGUUGUGCGCCAAAUCGCAGAGAACCAUUCCGAAACAUUGGGGGAUGUUGUGCAGCUGCAACAGCAAGCUGAGCAGCAACGUGAGCGGCUAGCGAGCUUCGCAGCCGAAAAGCAGAGUUGGCGGAACGACGCCCUAAGCGCCAAAGAGGCGGCGCUUGAGAUCCAACGUCGCUGCGCCGACCUUGAAAGGGCGCAGCUUCAGGAUCACCAGUUGUGCCAGUAUAUGUCCGCAAAACUCAAAGAGUUGGCGUACAAGUUGGAGUGCAGCGAGAAGGAGAAUCUUGAACUCAAAGUGGAGCUCUCUGCGCUUCAGAGGCAAGCCGUUUCGACGCGGGAAAGGCUGUUCUCGGUGCGGUGA
This is a messenger RNA of Trypanosoma grayi, 2676 nucleotides long. RefSeq names its product putative C-terminal motor kinesin. The transcript has a single exon. Lineage: Eukaryota; Euglenozoa; Kinetoplastea; Trypanosomatida; Trypanosomatidae. Bases 1 to 2676 code for a protein of 891 amino acids. The record is from RefSeq and is a predicted model, not a curated record.